This is a messenger RNA of Pygocentrus nattereri (red-bellied piranha), 2445 nucleotides long. It is a transcript of the gene cdcp2, whose product is annotated as CUB domain containing protein 2. The record is from RefSeq and is a predicted model, not a curated record. The transcript is spliced from 6 exons. Bases 659 to 2263 code for a protein of 534 amino acids. Lineage: Eukaryota; Metazoa; Chordata; Actinopteri; Characiformes; Serrasalmidae.
GCGCUGUCGCCACGGUAACGCUGAAUGAUGGGGCAGCGAAAAAAAGCGCAUGAAUUCCGAUCACAUUAAGGUCACAUGGCCACAAAUCGGAUACGUAUCCGAUCGAGGACCACAUACAAAAGUGACUCCGGUCAGAUUUGAAAAGAUCAGAUUUGUGUUCACACAGCCCUGAAAACACCAGAUCUGAGUCGCAUUAGGGCAAAAAUCUGAUUCGUACCACUUCAGCAUAAUGUGAAUGUAGCCUUAUUGUCCUGGGUGUGUUUGUGUUGAUAUUUAUAGCCAGUUUAGAUGUUUUUAUGUUUGAACCAAAACCAGAAAAAGCAUGAAAGCAGCAUCAGUGAUGUUCGUGGUCCUACAUCUGUUCCCUUACCUCAUUGCUGUCUGUUAAUAAAAGGCAGUACAUGCUGGUAUAACCAUCAUUAACAUUUCAUGCUGGCUUUCUAAACAGUGUCAUGACAAGCCGCCGGCGUGCAUUCGAUAGUGUUCAUUAAUAUGUAGAGGAGAAGGUGCGGGUGGCCCUCGGAUCAGGUUCCGCAUCCAGGCCUGGACGGAGGCUGUGGCGUUGUGUUGCACUCACAGGCUUUCAUUCAGGAGUUUGACACAAUUCCUGUUCUUUCGCACUCGCUUGUCCACGGCCGACUGUCACAGCUGUCACGGUAUGGAGUUAAGGAUCGCCUUCGGCUGCCUUCAGUUGCUGUAUGUUUUUGGAAAGGCUGCUUCCAAGAAAGGUGUUAAAUGUGGAGGAAUCCUCUCUGCGACCAGCGGAAACAUAUCCAGCCCUAACUUCCCAGGCCUCUACCCGUAUAACGUUGAGUGUUCGUGGCUGAUCGUGGUGUCUGAGGGCUCCUCUGUGCUGCUGACCUUCCAUCACUUCGAGCUGGAGUACCACAUAGACUGCGCCUACGACUACAUCAAAAUCUAUAACGGCAUCUCGGAGGACGAGGGGAACCUGCUGGGGAAGUUCUGUGGAGACGUUUCGCCUCCACAGUUCAGCUCAUCCUGGAACGUCAUGUCCAUCAUCUUCCGCUCUGACCGACAUGUGACCCACCGAGGCUUCUCUGUGGGCUACAGGAAAGAUAUGUGCGGUGGUGUGCUGACCGGACUGUCCGGAGUUAUCUCCAGUCCAGGCUACCCGCUGGAGUACAGCAACAACGCUGACUGCUCAUGGACAGUGCAUGUGUCCAACCGCAGCGUGGUCAGCCUGGUCUUCCUGGACUUCCAGCUGGAGAACAAUGAAGGAUGUAACUUUGAUUAUAUCGCCCUCUUUGACGGCCCCACGGUCAAACACCGCCACAUUGGCAAUUACUGUGGAAAUGAGCGGCCUCCAAACACAGUGACCACCUCAAACCAGCUGCUGGUGGUGUUCAAGUCUGAUUUUAACAUUGGAGGCAGAGGAUUCAAAGCCUACUACUACUCCGGGGAGUGCCAGCAGAUUCUUAAAGCAAUCAGCGGGAACUUCACCAGCCCGAACUUCCCAAACAUCUACCCCAACAACAUCAACUGCCACUGGACCGUCGUUCUGGCCGCCGGGUACAGGAUUAAGCUCUUUUUCCCUGUGAUGGAGCUGGAGGAUCAGAACAGCCUGACAGACAGCUGUGACUUUGACUCCGUGGUUGUGUACGACGGGGACAGUGAGGCUGACCCUUUGCUCGGACGCUGGUGCGGGACAGAACCGCCUCCGUCCUUAACGUCAAAAACAAACAAGCUGCUGGUCGUCCUCAACACUGACCGUAACUCGGCUUUUAAAGGCUUCACUGCUUCCUAUACAGGAGUGGUGCCAGUCAAUGUAAGUUGCACCAGGACAGAGUUUCAGAUUCAGAUUUCCCAGCAGUCUUUGCCCCAGCUGGACCGUGAGAGUGUGUAUUUGGGAAAUCCGUCCUGUUCAGCCCAGCUGACCGCAACCACCUACAAGAUACUGGCUCGAUUCGUCAACUGUGGAACUGCUGGACAGAAACGUCGCAACAUCACGAUGCUGGUGAACACUCUCUUCAUCGACUUCUCUGACGGGAAACAGCAGAACGUUCAGGAAUAUGAGGUUCAGUGUGACGCCCAAAGAAAAGUGGCCAUGGUCAGUAUCAUCUCAGUGGAGGAGCGCACACGGAUGAACGAGCUCGCUCGACUCGCUGAGGCGUCCAGCAGCCAGGGAACGGGAGAGAACUCAGAAACUGAGCCGCAUGAGACCAGCGACAUCGUCUUCAUCAGUGUGUGUGUGCUGGCUGUUAUCCUCAUGCUGAUUGCCAUUGUGUGGCUGGUUCUUCUGUAGAGACUCAGCGUUGUAAGGGGAAUUCCACCAAGAUUUCGAAAUUUCUCUAUGAUUCAUUGGUUAAGACAACACAGUCAUUCAGAGUGGUUUGGUGUGAAGUGCUCUGUUCUAGAGAAACUUGGGAGUCAGAACUGUUCACAGUGGUGGUGAUAGGAACCAGACGUCUACCUCUAAAAGCUCCC